Messenger RNA from Megalops cyprinoides (Indo-Pacific tarpon), 7065 nucleotides. RefSeq names its product voltage-dependent T-type calcium channel subunit alpha-1I-like. Gene Ontology annotation, cellular component: voltage-gated calcium channel complex; voltage-gated sodium channel complex; neuron projection. Lineage: Eukaryota; Metazoa; Chordata; Actinopteri; Elopiformes; Megalopidae. Gene Ontology annotation, biological process: sodium ion transmembrane transport; neuronal action potential; positive regulation of calcium ion-dependent exocytosis. Bases 13 to 6393 code for a protein of 2126 amino acids. The record is from RefSeq and is a predicted model, not a curated record. The transcript is spliced from 36 exons. Gene Ontology annotation, molecular function: low voltage-gated calcium channel activity; voltage-gated sodium channel activity.
GAGCGUGUCAGCAUGAUGGUGAUCCUGCUGAACUGCGUGACUCUGGGCAUGUACCAGCCCUGCGAAAACAUCGACUGUUCGUCCGACCGCUGCCAGAUCCUGCAGGCUUUUGAUGCCUUCAUAUACAUCUUCUUUGCACUGGAGAUGGUGGUUAAGAUGGUGGCUUUGGGCAUCUUUGGGCGUCGCUGUUACCUAGGAGACACCUGGAACAGACUGGAUUUCUUCAUUGUCAUGGCAGGGAUGGUGGAGUACUCUCUGGACCUACAGAACAUCAACCUUUCCGCCAUCAGGACAGUGCGAGUACUUCGACCACUCAAAGCCAUCAACAGGGUGCCAAGUAUGCGAAUCCUAGUGAAUCUGCUCUUGGACACCCUCCCAAUGCUGGGCAACGUGCUGCUCCUCUGCUUCUUCGUCUUCUUCAUCUUCGGCAUCAUCGGAGUGCAGCUGUGGGCGGGGCUGCUGCGAAACCGCUGUUACCCAGAGGAGAACUUCACCCUCUCCACAGGUAUCACUCUGCCCACUCCCUACUACCAGCCCGAGGAGGACGAUGAGAGGCCCUUUAUCUGUUCCCUAGCGGCAGAUAACGGCAUCAUGUCGUGCCGGGAUGUCCCGGCGAGGAGAGAAGAGGGACGCGAGUGCUGCCUGGAUAAGGACGACUUCCUGCACCGGCAGGAGCUGGGCUUGAGUCCCGAGCCCCUGAUGAACGGCAGCGUGAGCUCGGCGGGCCUCUGCAUCAACUGGAACCAGUACUACACCCGCUGCUACACCGGCCACACCAACCCGCACAAGGGCGCCAUCAACUUCGACAACAUCGGCUAUGCGUGGAUCGUUAUCUUCCAGGUGAUCACGCUGGAAGGCUGGGUGGAGAUCAUGUACUACGUGAUGGACGCCCACUCCUUCUACAACUUCAUCUACUUCAUCCUGCUCAUAAUCGUGGGCUCCUUCUUCAUGAUUAACCUGUGCCUGGUGGUCAUCGCCACGCAGUUCUCCGAGACCAAGCAGCGGGAACACCAGCUGAUGCAGGAGCAGCGGGCGCAGUGCCUCUCCUCCAGCACGCUGGCCAGCAUGGCCGAGCCGGGAGACUGCUACGAGGAGAUAUUCCAGUACGUGUGCCACGUGCUGCGCAAGGCCCGCCGCCGCUCCGCUGCCCUCUACAACACGCUGCGCGGCAGGCCCGCCCCGCCAGCAGGGGGCAGCAGAGCGCGGGCCGGAAAGGCGGGGGAGCGAACCGGCUCCGGCGGGGGAGACAGGCACCAUCAUCACCAGCACUCAUCUCACUGUCAACACAACGGCAAACCUGACCACGCCUCUGUUGGGAAUCCCAUUGGUCUAUCGGUCUCCCCAGACCCCGAUGGGUGCCCGCUGUGCGCCACCGCACAGUCGCACAGUGAUGGGGCGGGGGCCGUGGGCGCUUCAACCAAUGACGACGCAGAGGAAGGGGCUGUGGAGGAGACGGACAGAGAGGGCGCCCAUUCGAGGGAGGAAGAGGCAGACGCCGAAGAUGGCAGGAAGGAGGGGCUCUGUGGAGGACGAUGCAAGGAGAUCUGGGCCAAGAUGAGAAUCAAGCUCUGGGGGAUCGUGGAGAGCAAGUACUUCAACAGAGGAAUUAUGAUCGCCAUUCUCAUCAACACCAUCAGCAUGGGCAUCGAGCACCACGAGCAGCCAGAGGAGCUGACCAAUGUCCUGGAAAUCUGCAACAUCGUCUUCACAAGCAUGUUCGCUCUGGAGAUGAUCCUCAAGCUCACGGCCUUCGGCUUCUUCUGCUACCUGCGGAACCCCUACAACAUCUUCGACGGCAUCAUUGUCAUCAUCAGCGUGUGUGAGAUCAUUGGCCAGUCGGACGGGGGCCUGUCGGUGCUGCGGACCUUCCGCCUGCUGCGCGUGCUCAAGCUGGUGCGCUUCAUGCCGGCCCUGCGCCGGCAGCUGGUGGUGCUGAUGAAGACCAUGGACAACGUGGCCACCUUCUGCAUGCUCCUCAUGCUCUUCAUCUUCAUCUUCAGCAUCCUGGGCAUGCACAUCUUUGGGUGUAAAUUCAGCCUGAAGACAGAGGCCGGGGACACGGUCCCGGACAGGAAGAAUUUUGACUCCUUGCUGUGGGCCAUCGUCACUGUUUUCCAGAUCCUGACUCAGGAGGAUUGGAACGUGGUUCUGUAUAAUGGAAUGGCCUCUACUUCUCCCUGGGCGGCUCUGUAUUUUGUGGCCCUCAUGACCUUUGGAAACUACGUCCUGUUCAACCUGCUGGUUGCCAUCCUGGUGGAGGGCUUCCAGGCUGAGGGGGAUGCCAAUCGCUCCUACUCCGAUGAUGACAGGUCCUCUUCUAACUUUGACGAGAGCGAGAAGCAGAAAGACCCGCUCCAGCUUUCAGAUCCAAAGAUUUGCACGCUGACCCCAAACGGGCACCUGGAGCUGGCACCAAUGUCCAACCCCAGAGGGGCAUACCAGGUGGACCGACUGACCUUUGCGCUGGGGUCACGCAAGAGCAGCGUGAUGUCUCUGGGGAAGGCCAACCUGGAGCAGAGAUCUCUGCGUCCCGGCCGCAGUUCCCUCUACCACAGCUGGGGGCGCCCUCCUCCUCAGUCUGCGUGGAACCGAAGGUCCAGCUGGAACAGCCAGGCCAGGAACUCCAGAGGGCUGGGUUUAGGGGUUGGAGGCGGCAGCCUCCGGGCCCGCAACCCCCAUUCCACCCCAGCCGAACACGAGUCCCUCCUGUCCCCUCCCCCCAUGCUGCCACCGCCGUUGCUGUCCCGCCACUUCCCUCCCCGUCGAGACAGACGAGCCCUCUCCCUGGAGCUCCCCGAACUGCUGCAGGUGCCGGGGCCUGCCCUGCCGGCGCUUACACGGAAGAAGAGCUUCUCGGGGGGCCUGGGGGGACCAGGGGGUUCCGGCGAACACCAUGACUGCAACGGAAAGACACCAUCCCCUCAGCCUCCACUCCUGGGAGAGGUCUUCCCACAGCUGAACACCCGCAAGGAGAGAGCUGAACUGGAGGAGGAGAUUGACUAUAGCCUGUGUUUCCGGAUCCAGAAGAUGAUAGAGGUGUACCGGCCCGACUGGUGCGAGGCCCGGGAGGACUGGUCCGUCUACCUGUUCUCCCCUCAGAACAAGUUCAGGUUGCUCUGCCAGUCUAUCAUAGCACACAAGCUGUUUGAUUAUGUGGUUCUGGUUUUCAUCUUUCUCAACUGCAUCACUGUGGCCCUGGAGAGGCCAAAGAUCCACCAGGGCAGCCUGGAAAGGGUCUUCCUCACCAUCUCAAACUAUAUCUUCACUGCCAUCUUUGUGGCAGAGAUGACUCUUAAGGUGGUGUCUAUGGGUCUGUAUCUGGGAGAUAAGGCCUAUUUGCGCAGCAGUUGGAACAUUCUGGAUGGCUUCCUGGUCUUUGUGUCUCUUAUUGAUAUUGUGGUGUCCAUGGCAGGCGGAGCCAAAAUUCUUGGCGUAUUGCGAGUACUCAGACUACUUCGAACACUUCGCCCACUAAGGGUCAUCAGUCGAGCACCAGGCUUAAAGUUAGUGGUAGAAACCCUCAUCACUUCCCUCAAACCCAUCGGCAACAUUGUUCUCAUCUGCUGUGCUUUCUUCAUCAUCUUUGGCAUCCUUGGGGUCCAGCUCUUCAAAGGCAAGUUCUUCUACUGCUUGGGUCCGGAUGUGAAGAAUAUCACCAACAAGUCAGACUGUCUCUUGGCCAAUUACAAGUGGGUCCACCACAAGUACAACUUUGACAACCUGGGACAGGCUCUGAUGUCCCUGUUUGUGCUGGCCUCCAAGGAUGGCUGGGUCAACAUUAUGUACCACGGCCUAGACGCAGUAGGCAUUGACCAGCAGCCCGUUAUAAACAACAACCCCUGGAUGCUGCUCUACUUCAUCUCCUUCCUGCUGAUCGUCAGCUUCUUCGUGCUCAACAUGUUCGUGGGCGUGGUGGUGGAGAACUUCCACAAGUGCAGGCAGCACCAGGAGGUGGAGGAGGCCAAGCGCAGGGAGGAGAAGAGGCUGAGGCGUAUGGAAAAGAAGAGACGGAAGGCUCAGAAGUUGCCGUACUACGCCAGCUACAGCCAUGUGCGGCUGAUGAUCCACACUCUGUGCACCAGCCACUACCUGGACCUCUUCAUCACCUUCAUCAUCUGUGUCAACGUGGUCACCAUGUCCCUGGAGCACUACAGCCAGCCACAAUCCCUGGAGACAGCUCUCAAGUACUGUAAUUACUUCUUCAGCAGCACCUUUGUGCUGGAAGCUGUUCUGAAGCUCAUCGCGUUCGGCUUCCGCCGCUUCUUCAAAGACAGGUGGAAUCAGCUGGACCUGGCCAUUGUGCUAUUGUCGGUGAUGGGCAUCACACUGGAGGAGAUUGAGAUCAAUGCCUCCUUACCCAUCAACCCCACCAUCAUCCGCAUCAUGCGGGUGCUUCGCAUCGCCCGGGUGCUGAAGCUGCUGAAGAUGGCCACAGGAAUGCGGGCCCUGCUGGACACAGUGGUUCAGGCCCUACCGCAGGUGGGGAACUUGGGCCUGCUGUUCAUGUUGCUGUUCUUCAUCUAUGCAGCGCUUGGAGUAGAGCUGUUUGGAGAGCUGGUGUGUAACGAGGACUACCCAUGCGAGGGAAUGAGUCGUCAUGCCACCUUCGAGAACUUCGGCAUGGCCUUCCUCACGCUCUUUCAGGUCUCCACCGGGGACAACUGGAACGGCAUCAUGAAGGACACGCUGCGUGAGUGCCCGACGGGGGAGCACACCUGCAACCCCAGCCUGCAGUUCAUCUCGCCGAUGUACUUUGUGAGCUUCGUGCUGACGGCCCAGUUCGUGCUCAUCAACGUGGUGGUGGCAGUGCUGAUGAAGCACCUGGACGACUCCAACAAGGAGGCGCAGGAGGACGCAGAGAUGGACGCCGAGAUCGAGCUGGAGCUGGCCCAGGGCGGGCUCUGCUGCCUGGGGGCUUUGGGAGGAGGAGGUGGAGGGGGAGGCGGAGGGGUAGGUGACAAGGCAGGGGCGGAGGGAGCGAACCGACAGUGCGCCGGUGCCAGCGCCAACCCCAACCCCAUCCCCGGUGCUAACGACCCCCGCAAACUGUACUCUCCAGCCCAGGAAAACCUGUGGCUGGACAGUGUCUCUCUGCUCAUCAAGGACUCGCUCGAGGGAGAGAUGCUGAUGAUCGAUAACCUCUCUGGCUCUGUGUUUCACCACUACUCCUCUCCCCCAAUCUGCAAGGAUUGCAAGUGUCAUCCCCAGGAGAUCCGACUAGCCGAGGUGGAGCAGGCUUCUCUGAUGUCAGAGCAGCUCUCAGACAAGUCCUCCUCACUGGCUCUGCCUGACGACCUCAGCCUGGAUGACCACAGUGUGUAUCAGCUGCUGGUGAGAGACAGCAAGGAGGGAAGGAGCAGCAGCGACUCCCACAGCUCUGAGGAGCUGGGCAGCAGCGGGGCAGGAGGCACGGUGUCUGCACCCCACAGCCCCAGGACCGAGGAGGGCGGAGGGCUGUUCGAGCUCGACUUCAAAAAGGACCUCCAGGGGCCACAGCACACGCCCGCCCACAAUGCAGAUGGGGAUCCCUUCAGCAGUAGCAGCCAUGGAGGAGGCACUGGGUCGUCUCCCCUCUUUCACCUCCCCGCGGAGUUCUUCCACCCAGCCGCCGCUGCCCCUCCAAACAGCCCCGGCCUUGGGGGCGUCUCCACAGGAAGGGGGUCUAGACUCACCUCCCCUGCGUCCUGGGCCUCCCUCAGGUCCCCGGGAGCCAACAGCAGGGUUCUGGACAUGCAGCACCCGUCUCACAGUGACUCAUCCCUGGCCACAGGGAGCUCGGAGGGAAGCCUGCAGACCACGCUGGAAGAGGGCUUGAGCUUCAGUGUGUCGCCCCCUCGUGACCUUGAUCUGCCUCUACCUCUGCUCAGCCCACUCCCAGGUGACUCCAACUGCCCCCCUGGACAAACUCUAAGACCACUUGCACACCCCUUAGCCAAACCCCCAUCUGUGUUUAACCUCCAGGCCACCAGGGGGCGCCAAAGGAGUCAGAGCAGCUGUGGAGGCAGCACCAGCCCAGGCUGUAACAGGCAGGAUUCUAUGGAUCCCUCUGAUGAGGAUCUGGGGAUAGGGAUUGGAGGAGGUGGGUCCAGUCAAGCCUGUAACAGCGAACAUUUGUCAGAGACUUUGAGCAGCCUGUCACUGACAUCGCUUCUCUCCCCGAGCUCUCUGGCUCCCCCAUUGGUCAAGAAAUGCAAUAGCACUGGCAGCCUGGAGCAGGGGAGCGCGUCAGCACGGGGGAAAGAGGCGCGGCAUCUUUAUGGAAUGGACCCCCAAGGUUACCUCUCGAACCCUUGGACUGAGGAGAGGCGGGGUCAGGAAGGAGAGGCUGGGAUGAGCUUUGGUGUGAAAAGUACAAGCCAGACAACAGUUGUGGGCUUGCGGAGAAACAGAUGAAAGCUCGCACCGUUACCUCUCUCCAAAGUCCCCCUUUUUCAUCCUUUGUUUCCGGAUGAGCUAUCUGACAUGUGCUCUGUAAACUGCCCUCUCUGUUUCUUUUGUGAUGCGUCUGUGUUUUGUAUUUCCCCACGAGCGGUGGAAUCUGAGAUCUUGCGAUUUCAAGGGGAUUACAGAGGCUGGAGAAAACUACACUGGAAAAGAAAGACAAGCAGCUGUUUUCUCCAGUGUGAGAGAGGAGACAUGGAGGUGCUGUUCAAAAGCAGAGAAGACUACUGAAUAAAGCCAGGGAAGGGUGGACAUAAAGAAGACUUGAAAAUCCUAGAUGGAUUUACCGUUGUACUGGGUUUGAAUGGAUUAAGAGUUUAAAUGAAAAUCUAAGCAAACUAGAAAAAAACUGUCAGUGGUGCAGGGGUAUUUUCCAUUAGACAAGACACUAAGCAAAACUUCUUUUUAAGUAAAUAGUAAUUGAACAGAAUAUUCAUCUGUAAAUGCAAACGGGCAUUGGGCAACGGCUAUUAAUUUGGACAGGGUGAAUUCAGUGGAUUAAGAGGAAGGGAGAUGCUGAAAAAUAUUCUUGAAAAUCGCCAGUAAGGGCACUAAUGACCUCUUGUCUGAAUGAACGUCAAGGUUUUGUAUGUAUGUGUGUAUCUGUGUGUGUGUGUGUGUGUG